Molecule: messenger RNA, 4587 nt
Organism: Arctia plantaginis
Lineage: Eukaryota; Metazoa; Arthropoda; Insecta; Lepidoptera; Erebidae
Source: the annotation of a GenBank genome assembly
AUGACUCAACAAAAGGGCUUCCAGUUCGCAAUAGACCGGGGCGGCACCUUUACCGAUGUGUAUGCUCGUUGCCCCAGCGGCAAAGUCCGCGUGUUGAAGUUAUUGUCCGUCGACCCACAGAACUAUGAUGAUGCUCCCAGAGAAGCUAUUAGGAGAAUAUUGCAGGAGGAAACAGGUAAUGCCCUAGAUAAAAACGGCAAAGUGAACGCGUCACUCAUCGAAUCAAUACGCAUGGGUACCACAGUAGCUACCAACGCGCUCCUCGAGAGGAAAGGAGCAAAGAUGGCGCUGAUCAUCAACAAGGGGUUCAAAGAUCUGCUGUACAUUGGCAACCAGGCUAGACCUAAUAUAUUUCAACUGAAUAUAAAACGGCCAGGAGUCCUAUACUCUGAAGUCAUUGAAGUAGACUGCCGUGUUAUACCAGCUUUAGAAGACCGCUGCCAAAUGGAGAGAGAAAAGAAUUGGAAAGAAGUAUGGGGUACCACAGGAGAGAAGAUGUUGGUAAUAAAAGACUUGGAGGAAGAUGUUAUACGAAGAGAGUUACAAGGGUUGAAGAAGAGAGGAAUUGAGAGUGUAGCGGUUGUAUUGGCUCAUAGUUAUACUUAUCAUGAUCAUGAAGUGAGAAUUGGGAAGAUUGCUGACGAAAUAGGUUUCAAACAAGUAUCUCUAUCUCACGCUGUAACAUCAAUGGUCCGAAUAGUACCGAGAGGUUUCACAGCUUCAGCAGACGCCUACCUCACUCCUCACAUUCGGGAGUACGUUAAAGGGUUUGCCGAUGGCUUUACUGAUGGCUUGAGGGAUGGGAACGUAUUGUUUAUGCAAUCUGAUGGUGGUCUUACUCCAAUGAAUAUGUUCAACGGAUCAAGGGCAAUACUCUCUGGGCCUGCAGGAGGCGUAGUCGGUUAUGCGAUGACGUCAUAUAAUAAAGAAACCGGGUUGCCUGUCAUAGGAUUCGACAUGGGUGGCACUUCGACAGACGUAUCCCGAUAUGCUGGUUCGUUGGAGCAUGUCCACGAAGCUACCACAGCUGGAGUCACCAUACAAGCACCUCAACUAGAUAUUAACACCGUAGCCGCAGGAGGUGGAUCCAUGCUGAUGUUCAGGUCGGGGCUGCUCGUUGCAGGACCUGAGUCGGCAGGGGCAGAACCUGGCCCUGCUUGUUACAGGAAAGGCGGACCGUUGACAGUUACUGAUGCUAACUUAUUACUUGGUCGCCUGUUGCCCGAAUAUUUCCCAAAGAUAUUCGGUCCUUCUGAAAAUGAGCCACUUGAUAAAGAAGCGACUGUCGCUGCGUUUAAGAAGAUGACAGAUGAAAUUAACUCGUUUUUGAGACAAGACGGAGGGAAAGAGAUGACUAUGGAAGAAGUCGCAAUGGGAUUCCUGAACGUUGCUAAUGAAGCCAUGUGCAGGCCUAUUAGGGCUCUGACGACGGCCCGCGGGCACGACGCGUCUCAGCACGCGCUGGCGUGCUUCGGCGGCGCGGGCGGGCAGCACGCCUGCAGCGUCGCCAGGCAGCUCGGCGUCACCUCCGUGCUCAUACACAAGUAUGCCGGUAUCCUCUCAGCGUACGGUAUGGCCCUCGCACACAUAGUACAAGAAGCCCAGCAGCCUGCCGCGGCUGUCUACUGCAAGGACAACUUUGAGAAACUCGACCAACAGCUGGAUGUACUAGCGGCCGUCACGAGAGAUAAACUUAGGAAGCAGGGUAUCCCCGACUCGCAGAUAGUGACGGAACCAUACUUACACCUGCGCUACCAAGGUACAGACUGUGCCCUGAUGGUGGCGCCACUGGCCAACGACUCCCCUACAGGCUGCAAACAUGGCGAUUUCUAUACGGCGUUUGUUAAUAGAUACAAGAACGAGUUCGGCUUCACUUUAGUGGACCGUGACGUCAUAGUGGACGACGUGCGCGUGCGCGGCGUGGGGAUGAGCGCGGUGCCUGAGGAAGUGGCUCCCCCUAGUGGGAAAGGAACCACACCUGUUCCUGAGAAGUCGGUGAAAGUAUACUUCGAAGGUGGAUACCAAGACACGACGAUAUACUUGUUGGAGAAACUGAAGCCAGAGCAGACCAUCUCAGGACCUGCUAUCAUUAUGGACAGCCUGUCUACUAUACUCGUAGAACCAGAUUGCCGCGCCGAAAUUACGAAAUUUGGGGAUAUCCGCAUUACUAUUGGAUCUGGUCAACCUAAACGAGUCACCACUGACCUGGACUCCAUUCAACUAAGUAUCUUCAGUCAUCGCUUUAUGUCUAUAGCUGAGCAGAUGGGCAGGGUGUUGCAGCGUACAUCGAUCUCGGUGAACAUCAAGGAGCGUCUGGACUUCUCGUGCGCGCUGUUCGGUGCGGACGGCGGGCUCGUGUCCAACGCGCCGCACAUCCCCGUGCACCUCGGCGCCAUGCAGGAGACCGUGCAGUACCAGAACCGGGCGAGAGCUCGUGUCCAACGCGCCGCACAUCCCCGUGCACCUCGGCGCCAUGCAGGAGACCGUGCAGUACCAGGUCAGCUGUCUUGUAACAGAACCGGGCGAGAGCUCGUGUCCAACGCGCCGCACAUCCCCGUGCACCUCGGCGCCAUGCAGGAGACCGUGCAGUACCAGAACCGGGCGAGAGCUCGUGUCCAACGCGCCGCACAUCCCCGUGCACCUCGGCGCCAUGCAGGAGACCGUGCAGUACCAGGUCAGCUGUCUUGUAACAGAACCGGGCGAGAGCUCGUGUCCAACGCGCCGCACAUCCCCGUGCACCUCGGCGCCAUGCAGGAGACCGUGCAGUACCAGAACCGGGCGAGAGCUCGUGUCCAACGCGCCGCACAUCCCCGUGCACCUCGGCGCCAUGCAGGAGACCGUGCAGUACCAGGUCAGCUGUCUUGUAACAGAACCGGGCGAGAGCUCGUGUCCAACGCGCCGCACAUCCCCGUGCACCUCGGCGCCAUGCAGGAGACCGUGCAGUACCAGAACCGGGCGAGAGCUCGUGUCCAACGCGCCGCACAUCCCCGUGCACCUCGGCGCCAUGCAGGAGACCGUGCAGUACCAGGUCAGCUGUCUUGUAACAGAACCGGGCGAGAGCUCGUGUCCAACGCGCCGCACAUCCCCGUGCACCUCGGCGCCAUGCAGGAGACCGUGCAGUACCAGAUGAAAGUCCGCGGCGAUUCCCUGAAGCCUGGUGACGUUCUACUCGCAAAUCACCCUAAAGCUGGCGGAUCUCAUUUACCCGAUCUGACUGUGAUAACUCCGGUCUUUCAUAAGUCUAGCAACCGGCCAAUAUUCUUCGUGGCAUCCCGCGGCCAUCACGCAGACAUCGGUGGUCUCACUCCAGGGUCCAUGCCUCCCCACUCCGUCAGCUUGGCUCAAGAAGGAGCUGCCUUCAAGUCAAUGCUGUUGGUGGACGGCGGGAAUUUCAAGGAAAAGAAACUCACAGAAGAACUGAUGAGACCCGGCAAUGAGCCAGACUGUUCCGGCACCCGUAACUUAGCUGAUAACCUAUCAGACUUGAAGGCACAAGUAGCAGCUAACCAAAGAGGCAUUCAGCUGGUGGGUGAACUGAUAGAUGAGUACGGGCUUGACGUGGUCCAAGCUUACAUGACACAUAUUCAGAAGAAUGCUGAACUCGCCGUCAGGGAUAUGCUGAAGGAAAUAGCAAACAAUGCGCUUGUGAAAACUGGGUCAGCAGUACUCAAAGCUACUGAAUAUAUGGAUAAUGGAACGCCCAUUACACUCACUGUCACCUUGGAUAAGGAGCAAGGCAGUGCCGUCUGCGAUUUUACUGGGACUGGUGUCGAAGUGUGGGGUAAUCUGAAUGCUCCUCGUGCUAUCACACUUUCUGCUCUCAUCUACUGUCUACGGUGCAUGGUUGGACAUGACGUGCCUCUGAACCAGGGUUGCCUCAAUCCAGUGAAAGUGAUAAUCCCGUCGGGUUCCAUCCUGGACCCGUCCGAAGGCGCCGCUGUCGUCGGUGGCAAUGUGCUCACAUCACAACGUAUAGUAGAUGUUGUCUUAAAAGCUUUCCAGGUAUGUGCAGCAUCUCAGGGUUGCAUGAACAACUUGACACUGGGCGAAAAGGACUGGGGAUAUUACGAAACUGUUGCUGGCGGAAGUGGAGCUGGUCCGGGCUGGCAUGGUUCGGGAGGUGUUCACACACACAUGACAAACACUCGAAUCACGGAUGUUGAAAUUGUUGAGAGGAGAUAUCCUAUGCUUGUUACUAAGUUCUCACUGAGAUCUGGAUCUGGCGGCAAAGGUCGUUGGCAUGGCGGCGACGGCGUGUCCCGUGAGCUGGUGUUCCGCCGCAGCGUGCAACUGUCGGUGCUGACGGAGCGCAGAUCCUUCCAGCCCUAUGGGAUGAAUGGUGGCGAACCAGGGGAGCGAGGUCUGAACUUACUUCAACGCGUGGAUGGAAGGUUGAUCAACCUCGGGGGUAAAGCUUCGAUACAUGCAUAUCCUGGAGAUAAAUAUAUCAUGAACUCCCCUAGCGGUGGUGGCUAUGGCCUUCCUACCGACGCCAAAGACACAACUGAACACAGAAGACAAGAGCGCAGCGAGUUUCUAGAAAGAGGCAGCGUGUUCGAAUACCGUAGCGCACAAGAAUCUGUCUAG